Rhinocladiella mackenziei CBS 650.93 is the source of this 1440-nucleotide messenger RNA. Its product is annotated as peptidyl-prolyl cis-trans isomerase-like 4. NCBI's taxonomy places the organism in Eukaryota, Fungi, Ascomycota, Eurotiomycetes, Chaetothyriales, Herpotrichiellaceae. Gene Ontology annotation, cellular component: nucleus. Gene Ontology annotation, molecular function: peptidyl-prolyl cis-trans isomerase activity; RNA binding. Bases 1 to 1440 code for a protein of 479 amino acids. The transcript is spliced from 2 exons. The record is from RefSeq and is a predicted model, not a curated record. Gene Ontology annotation, biological process: protein peptidyl-prolyl isomerization.
AUGAGCGUUUUGCUAGAGACCUCCUUAGGCGAGAUCGUCAUAGACCUCCUCGUCGACAGUGCACCAAAAUGCUGUGAAAACUUUUUGAAGCUGUGCAAAGUCAAAUACUACAACUUUUCUCCGGUGCACACUGUUCAGAAAGGUUUCUCAUGUCAGACGGGAGAUCCUCUGGGUCCAGACUCACCCGAAAGUGACGGGGGUAGCUCAAUAUGGGGACUUCUGUCCGGGCCUUCGAAGAAAAACUUUAUAGCCGAGAUCGAUCCCAAGGUCAAACAUACCGAGCGGGGGACGGUCAGUAUGGCUACGGUGCCUUCAACCCAAGAUGAAGAUCAGCGGCUCGCAGGGAGCCAAUUCAUCAUCACCCUUGGCGACAACAUCGACUAUCUUGAUGGCAGAGCCGCUCCCUUCGGCACGGUUGUGGAAGGGUUUGACACCCUCGAAAAAAUUAACGAUGCUUUCACAGACUCUAAUGGCCGACCCUUAAAGGAUAUCCGCAUACGGCACACAAUCAUACUGGAAGAUCCAUAUGACGACCCACCCGGACUGAUUGUUCCGGACAAGAGUCCUGCUCCGACCAAAGCACAGCUGGCUACAGUGAUGAUAGCGGAUGAUGAAGAAUUGGAUGAAGAAGUGGAUGAGAUGGCGAUGGAAAAGUUACGCAGGGAGCGAGAAGCGCGUGCUCAGGCGUUGACUCUUGAAAUGGUUGGCGAUCUUCCGUUUGCAGAAGUCAAGCCUCCCGAGAAUGUUCUAUUUGUUUGCAAGCUGAACCCGGUCACACAGGACGAUGAUCUCGAGUUGAUCUUCAGUCGAUUUGGUAAGAUUCUGUCGUGUGAGGUAAUUAGGGACAAACGCACGGGCGACAGUCUUCAGUACGCAUUUAUUGAGUUUGAAAACCAAAAAGACUGUGAACAGGCAUAUUUCAAGAUGCAGGGUGUUCUGAUUGACGAUCAUCGCAUUCAUGUGGACUUCUCCCAGAGCGUCUCGAAGCUCUCCGAUACCUGGCGAAAUGCAACCAACUCCAAAAGAGCACGUCAAUCUGGAGGAUUUGGUGGAAUCGCCAGUCUCGAAAAGCGACGCCACUAUCGGGAACAAGACGGUCAGAGUCGAGGUGAUCGGGACUACAGAAUGGUCUUUGACAAGGAAGAUAUUCAACGAACCAGAGAUUCUCGCCGGGCAGACGAACCACGUAGACCCCGAAGUCGAAGCUGGAGCCCGCGAUAUGAGAGGAGACAUCCAAGGGAUGACGAAUCAGACGGAAGAAGGAGACACCAUGACGUGUAUCGAGAUAGAUACAAUGAUAGAUAUGACAGCAGAGACCGCGAAAGGCUGCCUAGGCGACGUGAACCCGACAGGGUGGAGCGAGACAGAUGCCGAGGCGGAUACCGAGACAGAGAGAGAGACUCAGAUAGACGGGGAGACUCAUAUCGGUCUGGCUCAUGA